Molecule: messenger RNA, 15590 nt
Organism: Coregonus sp. 'balchen'
Lineage: Eukaryota; Metazoa; Chordata; Actinopteri; Salmoniformes; Salmonidae
Source: the annotation of a GenBank genome assembly
GGCUGGGGGAGGCUUCAGCGAGAGGGACAGCCAUGGACAGAGACUGUCUCAGCUGCAUCAAAUACCUAAUGUUUGUCUUCAAUUUUCUCAUCUUCGUAAGUAUUCUCCUUACACCCUAUAUUAUAAGCUAAUAAUAAUAAUAAUAAUAAUAAUAAUAAUAAUAAUAAUAAUAAUAAUAAUAAUAAUAUGCCAUUUAGCAGACGCUUUUAUCCAAAGCGACUUACAGUCAUGUGUGCAUAAAUUUUUACGUAUGGGUGGUCCCGGGGAUCGAACCCACUACCCUGGCGUUACAAGCGCCAUGCUCUACCAGUGUCCUCCUAUAUACAGUACACUGUAUAUACUCCUGUACGUCCUAUAUAUCCUCAUAUGGUAGCUACUGUAUCUAACAAUAAUCUUUCCAUUUCAGGUUACUGCUUUUAUUGAACACCCUUCCCUCCUCUCUCUCCCGUGGUCUCACAUGUAUUUAAUAAGAUAGAGGGAGGCAUUGUUUAUUCUAUUAAAAUCAAUAUUUACAGUUCCACUGGGUAUGCAGCUUGCAAUUGACAUUUUGGUUGAUUAGUUUUGAUCAGACAAUCAAAGGUAACUCCAGAGGGAGCCAAUAACUGGGGGUUUGGGAGUAGUGGUGAGGAGGGUCAUAUAAUUAAAUUUAGUGGGGAGGGUUGAAUAUCUGCUCAGUAGCAACCAGUGAUUGUUACCAUGUCCAUUCCUUUGUUUAUACUCUCAGACAAUUCCACCCUCCCAUGAGACAACACUCUCAAUCUGUCCUUCAGUGCAUCCAAAAUGGUUGCCUCUAUAGCUCUAACCUCUGCCUUUGAGCCUUUGACAGAUUUUUUAUGUGACAUUUAUUGAAAGAAGCUCAGGUUUUUUCCCAGGAGGAAGGUGAUGGUGUGAGGAUGAGUGUGUGAAGCUCAUAUCUCUACCCCCUCCUCUCCUUUCCUCCGUAUCCCCCUUUUCCUAAUCACUAAAGAGUCACCCACUGGUGCUGCAGAUAGGGUUUAGUGAAAGAGGGAGGAUGGAGAGAAGAAUGCUCAGGGGGGAGGAAUGGAGGGAAGGGUGGAUUCACUUUGAGAGGUAGAGGAAAGGGGGCAAAGGCAGUUAGCUGAAGCCCCCCACUGAAAUACCUUACAUUGCCUUGAGAAAGUAUUUAUACCCCUUGAUUUAUUUCACAUUUUGUUGUGUUACAACCUGAAUUUAAAAUUGAUUAAAUAUAUGUUUUUUCUUACCCAUCUACACACAAUACCCCAUAAUGACAAAGUGAAAACAUGUUUUUAGACAUUUUAGCAAAAUUAUUGAAAAUGAAAAACAGAAAUAUCUCAUUUACAUAAGUCUUCACACCAAUGAGUUAAUAGGUGUUAAAAUCACCUUUGGCAGCAAUUACAGCUGUGAGUCUUUCUGGGUACGUCCCUAAGUGCUUUGCACACCUGAAUUGAAUAAUAUUUGCCCAUGAUAAUUUUCAAAAUUCUUCAAGCUCUGUCAAAUUGAUUGUUGAUCAUUGCUAGACAACCAUUUUCAAGUCUUGCCAUAGAUCUCCAACCAGAUUUAAGUCAAAAUUCUAACUCGGCAACUCUGGAACAUUCACUGUCUUCUUGGUAAGCAACUCCAGUGUAGAUUUGUCCUUGUGUUUUAGGUUAUUGACCUGCUGAAAGGUGAAUUCAUCUUUCAGUUUCUGGUGGAAAGCAGACUGAACCAGGUUUUCCUCUAGGAUUUUUCCUGUGCUUAGCUCCAUUCCGUUUCUUUAUUAUCCUGAAAAAUUCCCCAGUCCUUAACGAUGACACGCAUACCAAUACAUGAUGCAGCCACCACUAUGCUUGAAAAUAUGGAGAGUGGUACUGUUAUGGAAAUUCUACACCAUGUCGUGGAAAUUACCACUAGGGACACUCAAAGUAAAUCUUAAAUGAAUCAUUGUUUUUUGUCAGCGUGCUGGAGAGGUUCCACCCAACUCAAUGCACCAUAUGUACACAUGUCGACCAGGAGCUCUGCUGGGGAAGUCCCAGCAGUUGUCUUAUAUACGGCUAUAAACAGACAAGUUAUAUUUGCAUGAUUUAGCAUAAUACAUUCAUCAUUAGCGUUUUGUUUCAUUCAUGUGACCGACCAAUACUGGUUCAUAACAUGUGACAGACCAACACCUCACGAGGCUUCUUCUCUCUAAGCUGAGACCUUGAAACUGAGAUAUCUUUCGUUCUCAAAACAAGGUCUGGGCGUACUGCCAAAUUGCAGAUACUGAUAAGUAAGGAUUCGUUCAAUCAGUCACUUGCAUGAACACAGACAUUGGUUAUUAGAACAGCACAUGAAUAGAACACAGAAAUUAGUUAUUAGAAAGGCACAAACAUUAAAAUUUCCAUCACAGUACUUAGAAAUGUGUUGUAUUGGAUUUGCCCCAAACAUUACUUUAGUGUCUUGUUGCAGGAUGCAUGAUUUAGAAUAUUUUUAUUCUGUACAGGCUUCCUUCUUUUCACUCAAUUAGGUUAGUAUUGUGGAGUAACUACAAUGUUGUUGAUCCAUCCUUAGUUUUCUGCUAUCCCAGCAAUUAAACUCUGGAACAGUUUUAAAGUUACCAUUGGCCUCAUGGUGAAAUCCUUGAGCGGUUUCCUUCCUCUCUGGCAACUGUGUUAGAAAGGAUGACUGUAUCUCUGUAGUGACUGGGUUUAUUGAUACUCCAUCCAAAGUGUAAUUAAAAACUUCACCAUGUUCAAAGGGAUAUUCAAUGUCUGCUUUUUUAUUUUUACCCAUCUACCAAUAGGUGCCCUUCUUUGCAAGACAUUGGAAAUCCUCCCUGGUCUUUGUGGUUGAAUCUGUCUUUGAAAUUCACUGCUCAACUGAGGAACCUUACAGAUAAUUGUAUGUGUGGGGUACAGAGAUGAGGUACUCAUUACAAAAUCAUGUUAAACACUAUUAUUGCACACGGAGUGAGUCCAUGCAACUUAUUAUGUGACUUGUUCAGCACAUUUUUACUCCUGAACUUAUUUAGGCUUGCCAUAACAAAGGGGUUGAAUACUUAUUGACUCAAGACAUUUCAGCUUUUCAUUUUGAAUUCAUUUGUAAAUUAUGGGAUAUUGUGUGACAAUAUUUUAAAUUCAGGCUGUAACACAGCAAAAUGUGGAAAAAGGCAAGGGAUGUGAAUACUUUCUGAAGGCACUGUAUAUGCCUUAACCCACCCCCUGCUGUGGCAUAAAGACUACAGAUAGGCUUAUUCUCACUGAAUAGAUUUAUCAGGAUUAAAUGUCAAUUUACAUAAUAUGUACGUACACUUUGCAAUUCUACAUUAGCGUAGGGAAUGUCAAGUGCCAAGAGAGGGUUCGGUUGCCGUUCUUGCUUCAUAGCUCAAAAGUACCGUAAAUGUCACAGUAGCCAGGAGGCUAAGCAUUACAAACUGUUCAACUAACAUUAGCUAGCUACCAGCUAACAUUAAGCAAGCAAUUCUUCAUGCAUCUACCAUAUUAAACUCUUAAUUAUUGCAACAAAACCAUAUUACACUCUUGAAUAACGCAACAAUUCACAAACAUAUGCAGACAAUUAAAGGGUUUUCCCGUCUUUACACUCAUUAUGUUUUAGCUUCAAGACAAAAGCACAGAGUUACUGCUAGCUAAAGCUUCAUCAAGUAACGUUAGCUUACAAAAAAUGAAUGAUUACCCCUCUAAUACAAAUAUAAAAGUACAGUAGGGCUAACUUACAACAUUACAACAAACCAUGCUUAAUUUUUAGCAAUAUCAUGCAAAUCAUUAGGCUAUGUGUAAAAAGCAAAUUACAACUGAAAACGUGGGUAUAAUUCACCGGGGAGUUGACAGCGAUACAUAUAAAUAAUACAUGUAGGUUAUGUUUCUCAAUUUGUGGCGAUUUCCAUCAUUUUCACAUUGCAGAGAUCAGCACAGCAGUACAUGUGGCGAGCUAGCAUUUGCCCCAGCACUUUUGAUUCAGUUUAAUAAAAAAUAUAGACACAAAAGCGUUGAAAAGAGGGACAAAGUAAUGUUGUUUAGACUGAUUUGUUUGACAGUUUUUUCAUGAUUUAAUCCUCCCUAGUGCCAGGAGUUUUUCCAGGAGUAAAAAAAACAACAUAUGACCUGAUUAGAAUAAUUCUGGUCCCAUCAUAGCCCAUAUAAAACAAUUUUUUACAGCUGAUUUAUUACUAUUUCAUACCCAUAGUUUUCCAUGGUUAGGUUAGCCUACCAGAUCAGGAAAAGCUCUGGGCCCCAGGAAAACAAUUUCCACCCCACCCCUCUGGGACCUGUGGUGCCACCUCUGAAAUCAACACACAAUGUUACAAAUGAAAAAACACAUUUUAUUUGUAUGAUCUACUAUCUAAAAUCUUUUACUUUCAUAGUUUGACAUGCGUACUUUCCGAAGGCACUGUAUAUAUUUUUUAAUCGUCCCUUUCUUUAUCUCUACUCUUCCCUAUAUCUCUCCCUCUCCACCAUCCCUCUCCCCACCCCCUACAGUUUAUGAAACAUUUAAUGAAAGAGCAGAAUCGUAAGUGUUGAUUUAACCCCUUUACUCAGUGGUUAUACCCCAUCCUGGUCACUUAUUUUACCCUUGCCUGGCUUCCCCAAACCCACUUCCAUGUGUCGGUAGUACUACUUUAAAUGCAUUCCCUCACUCUCUGUUUGUCUUAGCAGGUCAGAAAGCCACAGACAUUUCCACACGGUAAUAAACCGUUUUCUUUAUUGGUGGGGACUUUCUUUUGUGGAAGUGGGUGAACGAUGCUAGGAGUCUCCGUCUCCAUAUUUACAGACCACAGAGAUCCCUGUUUGUCAAGCAGCUGGCAACGAAAGUGGAGAGGUUUCUAUGGCAGAGAGGUGGGCAGGGCAUUCAGGGCUGAUGGAAAUUUGGAAGAAUGGCUGAGGAAGCAGCCAGCUCUACACCAGCGACUCCUCUCAGAGGUGGGAAUAUCCCCCAGAGACUGCUCUUGGCUUGCUAUGACUUUUCAUUGAAGCCUUCAACAUUCAGUUACUUUGCCAAACUACCACGUAAGGAACACACAACAUUUGACAUGUUACUCCCCUGCAAGGGGUAUACAAACGUAACAGAUCGGUAAUAUGAAAGAGCUGAAAGUGAUCUCUUGGGUGAACAGUUGCAAAGAUAGGGAGACUAGACCAGAGCCAGAGACACCAUUUAGAGGGAGCGCUGGGAAGGUUUCUACUUUUAUGUUGCUUUCUCAGAUAAACCUCUCACUUACUACUCUAGUCUGAGCUCAGUGCUGACUCAAGUUCCUCCUCCCACAGACUUCCUCAGGAUUUACUACAGAGCCAGUGACACUCUGGCAUACAGUCAUCAUGUAAAUGUACACUUUUAUAGCUGAUAAGAUAGACAUGGAGCCAAUAUGGAGGAGUCAUGUGCAAAGAUUUCAGUACUGUAUACAAAAAGUAGAGGUUGUGACAGUGAUUUAACUCUCUCCCUCCCUCCCUCCCUCUUUUGUGAGGUUUUCAUAAGCCCCUGUUAGGUUUCCUACCUCACCUGCACGUGUUCUCUAUCUUCCAUUAAUUGUAAUUAUUAUGUGCAGAUAAACUAAACUUAACCCUCUCUCUCUCCCUCUUCCCCCCUCUCUCUCUCUCCCAGCUGGGAGGCUCCUUCCUCCUGGGUGUGGGGGUGUGGGUGCUAGUGGACCCUACAGGCUUCAGGGAGAUCGUAGCAGCCAACCCUCUGCUCUUCACAGGAGUCUACAUCAUCCUGGUCAUGGGGGGAAUGCUUUUCCUACUGGGCUUCCUGGGCUGCUGUGGAGCCAUCCGGGAGAACAAGUGUCUGCUGAUGUUUGUAAGUAGACCUACACUGUGUUAUAUUCUAGAGUCAUUCGGAUAGUACAUUAGGUCAGAGUGUUAUAACAGUGUUAUAAGAGGGUUAUAAACAUUCCUGGGCUGCUGUGGAGCCAUCAGGGAGAACAAGUGUCUGCUGCUCUUUGAGAGAGAGAGAGAGAGAGAGAGAAAGAGAGAGAGAGAGAGAGACAAGAGAGAGAGAGAUAAGAGAGAGAGAUAAGAGAUCGCUAGAGAGAUCGCCUAUAGAUAGGCUCUCAGAUAGAUAGAGUACUAGAUAGAUCGCUAUUCUCUCUCUCUCUCUCUCCUCUCUCGCUCUCUCUCUCUCAUCUCUCUCUCGCUUAGAGUGUUAGUCAUGCUGGCCUGAGAUAGAUGGAAAAUAAAUAAGACAUAAUAAAACAGAGAGUAUAUUUCAUGCUGCCAAUCAUUUGCCUUCCGUGCACCAGGCCUCAUGCAUAGUUAAUGUUGAGGUGAAGAUUCCGAUUUUUUUGUGACUCGCAUUCACUUUUGCUGACACUCACUCUCUGUUACUCUCUCUCUCCCUUUAUCUCUCUCCUCUCACUACAUUUCUUGUCCACCCCCGCUCCCUCUCUCUCCCUCCCUCUCUCUCUCCUGUGUCCCUGCAGUUCUUCAUGCUCAUCCUGGUCAUCUUCCUGGCGGAACUAGCUGCAGCCAUCCUGGCCUUCAUAUUCCGGGAGCAUGUGAAUAGAUUCUGUCCUUAUGGAUCCUAUGUCCAUCCACUGUAGUGUGCAAACACUGUCCCCUUUGUCAUGGUGAUACAGUAAAACCUCUGACCAUACAGAACUAAUACUAACAUUCUCCAUGUUCCUGUAUAGCUGACCAGAGAGUACUUCACUAAGGAGCUGAAGAGGCACUACCAGGGCUACAACAACACUGAUGUCUUCACUGGAACGUGGAACGCUAUCAUGAACACUGUAAGGCUAAUAUACUGUAUUUGCUAAGAUUGGGGUUAAUUCCAUUUCAAUAUACUAAAUUCAAGUAAAUUCCAAUCAGUUUACUAACAGAAUUGACUGACUUGAAAUGGAAUUGACCCCAACCCUGAUACUUGCUGUUGGUAGACAUAUACAAAAUACAAUAAUCUACUUAGCAGACAUCUUCUUGGACAUCUUCAACCUGUCCCAGUCCCAGGCUGUAGUCCCCACUUGCUUCAAGGGGACCAUCAUCGUCCCAGUGCCCAAGAAAAACAAGGUGACAUGCCCAAAUGACUAUCACCACGUCACACUCACCCAGCUCAUCAUGAAGUGCUUCGAGAGGCUGGUCAUGACUUUGCCAUCGAUACUAUUGGCCAACGUACAAUCGCUUGAUAAUAAAGUGGUAGAACUAGAAGCACGUAUAUCCUACCAACGGGACAUAAAAAACUGUAAUAUCUUAUGUUUCACCGAGUCGUGGCUGAACGACAACAUGAAUAACAUACAGCUGGCAGGUUAUACACUGUAUCGGCAGGAUAGAACAGCAGCCUCUGGUAAGACAAGGGAUGGCGGUCUAUGUAUAUUGGUAAACAACAGCUGGUGCACGAUAUCUAAGGAAGUCUCAAGGUUUUGCUAGCCUGAGGUAGAGUAUCUCAUGAUAAGCUGUAGACCACACUAUCUACCAAGAGAGUUUUCAUCUAUAUUCUUCGUAGCUAUCUAUUUACCACCACAAACCGAUUCUGGCACUAAGACCGCUCUCAAUUAACUGUAUACGGCCAUAAGCAAACAGGAAAACGCUCAUCCAGAGGCGGCGCUCCUAGUGGCCGGAGACUUUAAUGCAGGGAAACUUAAAUCCGUUUUACCUCAUUUCUUCCAGCAUGUUAAAUGUGCAACCAGAGGGAAAAAAACUCUAGACCAACUUUACUCCACACACAGAGAAGCGUACAAAGCUCUCCCUCGCCCUCCAUUUGGCAAAUCUGACCAUAAUUAUAUCCUCCUGAUUCCUGCUUACAAGCAAAAACUAAAGCAGGAAGCAUCAGUGACUCGGUCAAUAAAAAAGUGGUCAGAUGAAGCAGAUGCUAAGCUACAGGACUGUUUUGCUAGCACAGACUGGAAUAUGUUCCGGGAUUCUUCCGAUGGCAUUGAGGAGUACACCAGAUCAGUCACUGGCUUCAUCAAUAAGUGCAUCGACUACGUCGUCCCCACAGUGACUGUACGUACAUACCCCAACCAGAAGCCAUAGAUUACAUGCAACAUCCGCACUGAGCUAAAGGGUAGAGCUGCCGCUUUCAAGGAGCGGGACUCUAACACAGAAGCUUAUAAGAAAUCCUGCUAUGCCCUCCGACGAACCAUCAAACAGGCAAAGCGUCAAUACAGGACUAAGAUCAUAUCGUACUACACCGGCUCCGACGCUCGUCAGAUGUGGCACGACUUGCAAACUAUUACAGACUACAAAGGGAAGCACAGCCGCGAACUGCCCAGUAACACGAGCCUACCAGACGAGCUAAAUUACUUCUAUGCUCGUUUCGAGGCAAGUAACACUGAACCAUGCAUGAGAGUAUCAGUUGUUCCGGACGACUGUGUGAUCACGCUCUCCAUAGCCAUUAUGAGUAAGACCUUUAAACAGGUCAACAUUCACAAGGCCGCAGGGCCAGACGGAUUACCAGGACGUGUACUCCGAGCAUGCGCUGACCAACUGGCAAGUGUCUUCACUGACAUUUUCAACCUCUCCCUAUCUGAGUCUGUAAUGCCAACAUGUUUCAAGCAGACCACCAUAGUCCCUGUGCCCAAGAACACUAAGGUAACCUGCCCAAAUGACUACCGACCCGUAGCACUCACGUCUGUAGCCAUGAAGUGCUUUGAAAGGCUGGUCAUGGCUCACAUCAACACCAUUAUCCCAGAAACCCUAGACCCACUCCAAUUUGCAUACUGCCCCAACAUAUCCACAGAUGAUGCAAUCUCUAUUGCGCUCCACACUGCCCUUUCACACCUGGACAAAAGGAACACCUAUGUGAGAAGGAUAUUCAUUGACUACAGCUAAGCGUUCAACACCAUAGUGCCCUCAAAGCUCAUCACUAAGCUAAGGACCCUGGGACUAAACACCUCCCUCUGCAACUGGAUCCUGGACUUCCUGACGGGCCGCCCCCAGGUGGUAAGGGUAGGUAACAACACAUCCGCCACACUGAUCCUCAACACGGGGGCCCCUCAGGGGUGCGUGCUCAGUCCCCUCCUGUACUCCCUGUUCACUCAUGACUGCAUGGCCAGGCACGAUUCCAACACAAUCAUUAAGUUUGCCAAUGACACAACAGUGGUAGGCCUGAUAACCGACAAAAACGAGACAGCCUAUAGGGAGGAGGUUAGAGUCAUGGCCGUGUGGUGCCACGCCAACAACCUCUCCUUCAAUGUGAUCAAGACAAAGGAGAUGAUUGUGGACUACAGGAAAAAGAAGAGGACAGAGCACGCCCCCAUUCUCAUCGACGGGCUGUAGUGGAGCAGGUUGAGAGCUUCAAGUUCCUUGGUGUCCACAUCACCAACAAACUAACAUGGUCCAAGCACACCAAGACAGUCAUGAAUAGGGCACGACAAAACCUAUUCCCCCUCAGGAGACUGAAAAGAUUUGGCAUGGGUCCUCAGAUCCUCAAAAGGUUAUACAGCUGCACCAUCGAGAGCAUCCUGACUGGUUGCAUCACUGCCUGAUAUGGCAACUGCUCGGCCUCCGACCGCAAGGCACUACAGAGGGUAGUGCUUACGGCCCAGUACAUCACUGGGGCCAAGCUUCCUGCCAUCCAGGACCUCUAUGCCAGCCAGUGUCAGAGGAAGGCCCUACAAAUUGUCAAAGACUCCAGCCACCCUAGUCAUAGACUGUUCUCUCUGCUACUGCAUGGCAAGCGGUACCGGAGCGCCAAGUCUAGGUCCAAUCGGCUUCUAAACAGUUUCUACCCCCAAGCCAUAAGACCCCUGAAAAUCUAAUCAAAUGGCUACCCGGACUAUUUUACGCUGCUGCUACUCUGUGUUUAUUAUCUAGGCAUAGUCACUUUAAUAACUCUACCUACAUGUACCUAUUACCUCAAUUACCUCGACUAACCUGUACCCCCGCACAUUGACUCAGUACCGGUACCCCCUGUAUAUAGCCUCGCUAUUAUUAUUUUACUGCUACUCUUUAAUUUUUUGUUACUUUUAAUUCUUCUUAUUUUUUUAUUUAAUGUUUUAUUUUUUUAAUUUUUUUAAAUUCUUUCUUAAAAUUGCAUUGUUGGUUAAGGGCUUGUAAGUAAGCAUGUGACAAAAACAUUGAUUUGAUUUAACAUUUGAUUUGAUUUGAUGGCCCACAUCAAGGCCAGCAUGCCAGGCACUCUGGACCCACUCAAAUCUGCCUACUGCUCCAACAGAUCCACGGAAGAUGCUAUUUCCGUCGCUAUUCACACGGCGCUAACACAUCUGGACAAGAGAAAGACCUAUGGGAGAAUGCUGUUCAUUGACUACAGUUCAAUAUUCUAAACUAUUGUUCCCUCCAAGAUCGAAACCAAGCUCAGAGCCCUGGGUCUGGACACCACCCUCUGCAACUUGAUCCUGAACUUCCUGACGGGCAGACCACAGGCUGUGAGGAUUAGCAACAACACCUCCUCCACGCUGACUCUUCACACAGGGGCCCUUCAGGGGUGUGUCCUCAGCACUCUGUACUCCCUGUUCACCCACGACUGCGUGGCUUUGCACGACAACAACUUCAUCAUCAAGUUUGCUGAGGAUACCAUGGUUGUAGACCUGAUAACCAACAACGACAAGUCAGCCUAGAGGGAGGAGGUAAGUGAACUGGCAUUGUGGUGCCAAGACAACAACCUCUCCCUCAAAGUCAACAAAACAAAGGAGUUGAUUGUAGACUUCAGGAAGCAGAUGAGGGAACAUGCCCUGAUCCACAUCAAUGGCACUGCAGUAGAAAGAGCCAGGAGUCUUAAGUUCCUCGGCGUCCACAUCACUUAGGACUUGACAUGGACCAACAACACCACCACUCUUGUCAAGAGGGCGCAACAGCAUCUCUACUUCAUAAGGCGGCUGAAGAAAUUUGGCAUGCCACCCCAGGUCCUCUCCAAAUACUGCAGCUGCACCAUCGAGAGCGUCCUGACCAGUUGCAUCACGGCCUGGUACGGGAAUUGCUCUGUGCACGACCACAAGGCCCUCCAGCCGGUGGUGAAGACGGCCUAGUACAUCACUGGGACCGUGCUCCCACCCAUCCAGGACAUACAGUGCAUUCGGAAAGUAUUCAGACCCCUUGACUUUUUCCACAUUUAGUUACGUUACAGACUUAUUCUAAAAUUGAUCAAAUAAAAUAAAAUCCUAAUUAAUCUACACACAAUACCCCAUAAUGACAGCGAAAAUAGGUUUUUAGAAAUGUUUGCAAAUGUAUAAAAAAAUAAAAAAAAAUAAACUGAAAUACCUUAUUUAAAUAAGUAUUCAGACCCUGUGCUAUGAGACUCGAAAUUGUGCUCAGGUGCAUCCUGUUUCCAUUGAGCAUUUUUGAGAUGUUUCUACAACUUGAUUGGAGUCCACCUGUGGUAAAUUCAAUUGAUUGGACAUGACUUGGAAAGGCACACACCUGUCUAUAUAAGGUCCCACAGUUGACAGUGCAUGUCAGAGCAAAAACCCAGCCAUGAGAUCGAAGGAAUUGUCCGUAGAGCUCCGAGACAAGAUUGUGUCGAGGCACAGAUCUGGGGAAGGGUGCUACAAAAAUUCUGCAGCAUUGAAUGUCCACAAGAACACAGUGGCCUCCAUCAUUCUUAAAUGGAAGACGUUUGGAACCACCAAGACUCUUCCUAGAGCUGGCUGCUGGGCCAAACUGAGCAAUCGGGGGAGAAGGGCCUUGGUCAGGGAAGUGACCAAGAAACCGAUGGUUACUCUGACAGAGCUCCAGAGUUCCUCUGUGGAUAUGGGAGAACCUUCCUGAAGGACAACCAUCUCUGCAGCACUCCACCAAUCAGGCGUUUAUGGUAGAGUGGCCUGACUGAAGCCACUCCUGAGUAUUUUGCCAAAAGGCACCUAAAGGACUCUCAGACCAUGAGACACAAGAUUCUCUGGUCUGAUGAAACCAAGAAGUGUCACGUCUAGAGGAAACCUGGCACCAUCCCUACGGUGAAGCAUGGUGGUGGCAGCAUCAUGCUGUGGGGAUGUUUUUCAGUGGCAGGGACUGGGAGACUAGUCAGGAUCGAGGGAAAGAUGAACAGAGCAAAGUACAGAGAGAUCCUUGAUGAAAACCUGCUUCAGAGCGCUCAGGAUCUCUGACUGGGGCGAAGGUUCACCUUCCAACAGUUCAACGACCCUAAGCACAGAGCCAAGACAACGCAGGAGUGGCUUCGGGACAAGUCUCUGAAUGUCCUUGAGUGGCCCAGCUAGAGCCCGGUCUUGAAACCGAUCAACACCUCUGGAGAGACCUGAAAAUAGUUCUGCAGCGAUGUUCCACAUCCAACCUGACAGAGCUUGAGAGGAUCUGCAGAGACGAAUGGGAGAAACUCCCCAAAUACAGGUGUGCAAAGUUUGUAGCGUCAUACCCAAGACUCAAGGUUGUAAUCGCUGCCAAAGGUGCUUCAACAAAGUACUGAGUAAAUGUGAUAUCAAUAAGGGAUCAUAGCUUUCACCUGGAUUCAUCUGGCCAGUCUAUGUCAUGGAAAGAGCAGGUGUUCUUAAUGUUUUGUAUACUCAGUGUAAUUUACCCACCUCUCCUCUCCUCCCCAGUUUGACUGCUGUGGAGUGAACAGCCCGGAGGACUUUGAGGAGAGCCUGUUCAGACUGAUCAACCCCAAUGAGAUGGUCCCUGCGGCAUGCUGCAGGAGGGGUAGUCACCCCGGAGACUCAGCCUACAUCUCCCAGAAGGAGUGUCUGAUGGGGAACAUGCUGUUCAGAAACAACAAGGUUGGUACUGGUACUAGACUACUACAAAACACUACUAUGAACCCUUUAGCCUUUUGGACCAUGUAAUAAUCUUUAUUGACCCAUUCAACAAAGACAAUGGACCUGAAAUAGAGCAGAGCAGGACCUCCAGAGCAGGGCCCCUAGAGCAGUACCCACAGAACAGGUAGUACAUCAGGAGGUACAGCACAUCAGCUGUAGGUGGCACCUGAGAUAUCUGGCAUCCCUCCACAUUCCUACCCUAGGAUUUGAACUGGCUACUGUCGUGACGUGACUUUCAUUAUUGUGAUGACUAUUAUUUAUCAAAUAAUUACCUACUCUGUUUAAUUGUUACUAGAUUAAUUUAAUCACGUAACAAUUAACUCAUUAGGAAUUUGGGGCACCACAGGAAAGGUUGUUUAACGAGUUACCGUUUCCCAAAUUAACUCUAAAGAUAUCUAGAUAUCUCUUAUCAUUUAACCAUCAUAUAUUAAUCAUUUACCUCAUAUCAGUCUCAUUCUGAAAGUCGUAGGCUCUUUAAGUCUGACCGAACCCAGGUCUUACUGAUCAUUCUGUACCACACAAAUUGAUUUAAUUAUUUACUUACUAACUAAUUAAAAAUGAUAACACAAGAUACAAACACGUAAACGGUAUAGGUAGGGAUUAGAAACUUAAUACAAUUAAAAUGGUUCCCUACCGGACUAACACAAUAUGACACUUGUUACAAAAGAUGGCGAGUUAAACAGAGAGAGAGAUAACACUUGGAUACACAUGGACCUACACUCACAGUUAUCUUAAUACUUUGCCCCGAACUGCCACCCGUUUGGGAAGAAAAGCAAUGCAUGUAUUUACGUGUUGGAGGUCUUCGUCGUGUAUCUCUGUUGGACCAAGUCUUUCGGGGGAAGGGGUCGAUUGGGCCUUCUUUUUCUGAAUGCUUUUUAGAUGUAAGGCUCAGAUUGUCCACAAGAGGUUACAAUGUCCUUCUUCUUAGUUAUCUGUUUACUUUCACACGUUCUGGAAGUGGUCUUCUGAGGACGGCUAAUCAGCCGUGUCGAUGAUCCCCUGUGGGGUGAUGAGAGCAGUGUAGUAGACAAUGUUUUGACAUUUUCCAUAUUCCAUUUCUCAUCAUUCCCAACAUUGUUGUUGUUGAAAUAUAUUGUCCCAAUGUUCAUUGCUGGAUGUUGAAGUUUUUGGGCGGAAAAAGUCUCUAAAACAAAGGCAUCCUUUUCACCAUACUAGAGUGCCAGAGAUAGAUUCUCCGCUCUAAUUUAUGGCAAUGUUAAGGUGUCAAGACCCCCCCCCCCCCCCCCCCCCCCCCCCCCCGGGUCAGAGGUUCUUGUUGGUGUCGGCCAUUUGCCAAGCUUAUGUGAGGCCUUCGAUCCUCACCCAGGGAGAGUCAUGACACUACCUUCCAGUUGCUGGUUCGGCGCUCUAACCUCGAGGCUACCGCUGCCCCCUCUCCACACUGGGAGACGAAACCCUCCUCUGGCCUAUCAGCUAGAGUGUGUGUUGGAGUGAUGAUAUAAUGUAGACUGCUUCUCUACUGGCACUGUCCUCAUACCGGUAGACUGAUUUGUGCUUUUCUAUGUUCGGGUGUCAAGGAAGUAUGUUUUACUGUGUAUUGUAGAGUAGGGUAGAGUAGGGCAGUGUGUGUGUGUGUGUGUGUGUGUGUGUGUGUGUACUUAUGCAUGCUUGUGUUUGACUAUGUAGAUUGGAGUAGGGUAGGGUAGUUCGGGCGUGGAGGAGGGUAGGGAAGUGGGCGUGCAUGUGUGCGUAUGUGUAGGGAGAAACAUACAGUAUUUAGCCAUAUUGACAAAUGGAUUUAGCCAUAUUGACAAACGGAAUGCACACGUUUGUGUGCUUGUGUGUGCGGGUGUAUAUUUAUCUCUGUGUGUGCUUGCCUGUUUUAAUGACUGUCUUGAGAGUGAAAUGUAAUUACAGUGAACACUGAUAGGAAGGAGAGGCUCCAACUGUUGUUGUUAAGGCCUGUGGAACAAUGCAGUAUCUCCGGAAGGCGUCUGUCUCUCCCUGUCUCUCUCUCAUUCACACACAGAGCCUCAUUAAAAGCCAAUGAGGCCAGGGGCCCUGUCUCAGUCUGUCUCUCAGCCCAUUCAUCUAGUCUAUUGUUCACUGACGCAUUCAGUUAUGGCUCUGAUGCUAUUUAUAUUGUCCAUGGAUUUCAGCACACACACACACACACACACACACACACACACACAUGCAGGCACAAGUGCAAGUGUACGCAUGCACACACACACACACACACACAGAUACAGACACACACACACACACACACACACAUACACACAUACAAACACACACAUUUCAGCACUCUCUCAAAUUGACUCAUAAUAUUGAAUUGUGACUGAGACUAUUUCCUCUCUGUGUGUCUUCAGGGCUGCUACUCAGCGGUGGUGGACUACUUUGAGCUGUACAUCUAUGUGGCUGGAGCGCUGGCCAUCGUGGUGCUCACCAUCGAGGUAGGAUUUCUUAUAAUAAACGCAUUGUGAGUAGCCUCCAAAUCAACAAGUUUUUCCUUAUCAGUUGAUGUGAUUGGUAAUGUAAGCGGUUUAGAAAAAUCCAUGUAGCUUAUCUCCCCCACACACAGUACACAGCAACGGAAUCUGAAAUACUGGAGAAUACAUUGUUUGAAGCAAGUGCUGGUCACUUCCCCGUUUAUAGUACGAAUACCCCACUUAGUGGAGAAUAUUGGUGUUGCAGGACUGUUACACACCAUACAUUACAUAGGAUAACUUACUGAGGAGGCAUCUCUGAAGUCAUAACUAUGGAUAUGGCAAUCUAUUCGAUUUAUUAGGUCAAGCCAGAGCUGAAUUGUCUAAUCAUCUGCAUGUAGAUAGUUUGGUUUAUUUUGUUUAGUUUCAUCAUCAUCGUUUGGCUGCAGAACAGUCGACCAGUUUAGGCUAGCAGCAUUUAAACACUUACUUGUGUCUUGUUCUCUGUCCUGACUGCUGUUCUGUCACUCCUCUGUUCUUCUCCACAGCUGUUUGCCAUGGUCUUUGCCAUGUGUCUCUUCAGAGGUAUCCAG